AGCGAAAACACGCUGAUUAUUUUAGGCCUAAUUAGAAACAAUUUGCUCAAACCCGUUAAUUAAAUGGACAUGGAUGUACCUUAUGACGUAAAAUUUCAGUCACUCACAGAUGAAAAGCUGCAGGGGUUUGUUGCAGAAAAGGACAGUAAGAGUACUAAAAGCAUAAUCAGAGGAGCUGUAAAAGUAUUUGAGGAAUACUGCACUGCCCAAAGAGUGAUUAUGGAUGACAACGUCGAAAAUCUCGCCAGUAUUCUAGGCAAAUUUUAUAUAGAAGUUAGACAGACAAAUGGCGAAAUGUAUACCAAAACGUCAAUGAUUUCAAUAAGAUACGGACUGCAACGACACUUUCAAAACACACACGAUAUAGACAUUGUAAAAGACAAAUCAGAAAUAACUCUUUGCAUUUGCAAAUUCUCAUAG
Messenger RNA from Limulus polyphemus (Atlantic horseshoe crab), 420 nucleotides. RefSeq lists its product as uncharacterized. The coding region runs from base 64 to 420 and encodes 118 amino acids. The transcript has 2 exons. The record is from RefSeq and is a predicted model, not a curated record. NCBI's taxonomy places the organism in Eukaryota, Metazoa, Arthropoda, Merostomata, Xiphosura, Limulidae.